This is a messenger RNA of Dentiscutata heterogama, 2175 nucleotides long. The record is from the annotation of a GenBank genome assembly. NCBI's taxonomy places the organism in Eukaryota, Fungi, Glomeromycota, Glomeromycetes, Diversisporales, Gigasporaceae.
GACACUAAUAAGACCCUGUUGGUCACGAUUUUAAUAUUCCAAAUUGGGCAUAUAUCAAACAAAAAAGAUUAUCAAAUUAUCAAAUAUUUUAAAAUGUUAGAUCAGACGAAACUUUUACAUUCACUAGUUGUAAAUUAUACUCUAAAUGACAAUACAGUCGAUUCUUUUGUACCUUUCAUUCUUGAAACGAUAACGAACUAUCAAUUAUUAGCCACAGAGAAAGCCAAUAAUGCAAGGCAAGAAACCAGCUCGGCAGAACAAGGCUCGGUUCAUAAAUGGUGUACACGCAUUAAUUCCCUGUUACAGUCCAAAGUUAGUGGUGCGAAAUGGGCUGGGGUUUCUUUUGUGAAAAUUUCUAUCCAACAAUCAGAGACUCUGUUUAUUCAACACUUACAAUCAUGGUCUUCUGCUUUAUUAACUUUGCUUACGCGACCGGAAUCAACUCUUAUUUUGGCCGAUGUCAUUUGGACUCUUUCUAACAUGUUUGGAAAAACAAUUAACAAACCUGAACUACAAAGGGAAGUAACUUCACAACAACUUCCUCGAUUUAAUACAACUCUUUUAAAUCUAUCGGAAAAUCAAGAACUUUUGUCCACAAUAUUUGACGCUUUAUCUCAGUCAUGCAUGCAGUUUCCAACUAUAUUUCGCCCAUUUGUUGAAAAUACUCAAAAAUUGUGUCUUGGUGUCCUGGAUGGAACGUUUGAUUAUGGAUCUUUUGUUGUCCAAUCUGCUGCUAAGUGUCUUGCGAGUAUAACAAAUACUGGUGGCAAAACAAAUUCUUUGGUUCAUUGGAAGUCAAUUUCAUUAAGAUUAAUUGGAUCAUUAAAUUUCUUAUUGGACCGGUUAUUUGACACGAUUGACGAAGAAAAGCAUGCAUCAAAUAAUCUGCUUCAAUUUGAGUUCCCUUCGGUUCCUGAUGAUUAUAUUAUUGCCUUUCCAAUUUUAUUUUCGAGAUUCCAAUGUUUGUGUGAAUGCAUUAUCUCUUUAGUGAGUUUGCCGACUUCCAUACCAGUUCAUGUUCCCAUGAAUCAGUUCCUUGACCUCCUCUGCAGGGUUUAUAACGUUUGCGAUGGCUCAUUUAUUGUAAACAAAGAUAAGAAUGAAUUUUAUACACUUAUGCUGGGUGUGCCAUCAUUUGCAGGAGAAUAUUUUACGCGUCAUUUGCGUUUAAUAUCAGAUAUAAUAUUGAAACUAUUAGAAAAGUCCAGGGACAAAUGGCUAUUACGUAGUUCUAUAUAUCGAUUGACUUCUCUUUGUAUGCAGAAAUAUGGAAUUGGAUUUGUACAUUUUAUAUCAUCAUCUCUGCUGACUUCCAUUAUUGAUGAUAUUAGAUUAAAACAAAAACCACAGUGUGAUGUAUUAACAAGCAUAGUAUCUAGUACCGGAAAGAAAGGAGGCAAGAAUAAGAAACGACAAAUUACAAAUUCAGAUGAACUUAUCAAUUCUGGCAUUCAAGAAUUUAAUAAUGUGGAUGUACAAAUUAGUGCUUUGGAAGUUUUGAAAACCUUGCUUAUGGUUGGUGGUUCCUCGAUACCUUACAAUUCUCGCUCUACUAUUGAUAAUAUCAUUCUGUCACGGAUUUUGGCACCGUUUUCCCAACUUAUAAAUUCUUCAGGUACAACUCAUAACGAAAGUGACAUUCAACUCAAGUUAUAUGAAUGUUUACUUGCUUUAAUUGUGGCUCCAUCCGCGUUUCAACCCACAAUACUUCCUCAUGCCCUACGUAUUUUUUCAUCCGGUCUAAAUGCGCAGUCACGACAAUUACAAUCAUUUAGUUCUCAGGCAUUAGCAAUAUGCGAUCUUAUGUUUCAUAGUCGUUUACCACCACUUCAAAGAAUACCUAAUGAUUCGAUAUCCUUAUCUGAAAAGAAUGUUCAUGAGGGUGAAUCUAAAGAAAAUAUUAAUAAUAUGGAAUCUGAAGAAAAUAUUAAUAAUAUAGAACCUGAAGAAAAUAUUAAUAAUAUAGAACCUGAAGAAAAUAUUAAUAAUAUAGAACCUGAAGAAAAUAUUAAUAGUAUAGAACCUGAAGAACAUGGUAGUAAUAUGGAAGACCAGACUCAACUGUAUAAGUCGUUCCGGAACGAUUAUUUUGAUUCCGAUGAUAACGAGGAUGAAGAAAUGCCCGAUAUUGUACCAGAUGGCCCAGAUUCAGAUUACGAAAGUUUAGACGAAUAA